Messenger RNA from Ilex paraguariensis (yerba mate), 2974 nucleotides. The record is from the annotation of a GenBank genome assembly. Lineage: Eukaryota; Viridiplantae; Streptophyta; Magnoliopsida; Aquifoliales; Aquifoliaceae.
AUGUGGACCAUUCUGAGAAUCACCAAGUUACUGUUGGUAGCCUUAUUUUCAUUGGUUUGUUCUUCAGUUACAGCUACUGUUUCCUAUGAUGACAAAGCUAUCAUCAUUAAUGGCCAAAGAAGAAUCCUUAUUUCUGGUUCUAUUCACUACCCUAGAAGUACCCCUGAGGUAUCAACGCCAAUGUGGCUGUUUAUGUGGCCUGAUCUUAUACAGAAGGCUAAAGAUGGAGGCUUGGAUGUUAUACAAACUUACGUAUUUUGGAAUGGCCAUGAGCCUUCUCCCGGAAAAUACUAUUUUAAAGGGAGCUAUGAUCUCGUCAAAUUCAUCAAACUGAUACAGCUAGCCGGCCUUUAUGUUCAUCUCCGAAUUGGUCCCUACGUUUGUGCUGAGUGGAACUUUGGGGGAUUUCCUGUUUGGCUAAAGUAUGUACCAGGCAUAGAAUUUAGAACAGACAACCAGCCUUUCAAGAUAGAGAAUGAAUAUGGACCAGUAGAGUGGGAAAUUGGAGCUCCUGGUAAAGCCUACACGAAAUGGGCAGCCAAAAUGGCUGUGGGUCUUGGCACUGGUGUCCCGUGGAUCAUGUGCAAACAAGAGGAUGCCCCUGAUCCGCUUGUUUCCAUCCUAGCAAGCCUUAUAAACCCAAAAUGUGGACAGAAGUCUGGACUGGCGGUGGAAGUUCUGAUCAGUUUAUCUGUUGGUUUCCAGUACCAUGGUGGAACAAAUUUUGGUCGGACAUCUGCUGGUCUUUUUGUUGCCACUAGCUAUGAUUAUGAUGCCCCAAUUGAUGAAUAUGGAUCACUGAGGGGACCAAAAUGGGGACAUUUGAGAGACUUGCAUAAAGCCAUCAAGUUAUGUGAACCAGCUUUGGUUUCGGCAUAUCCUACAGUGACCUGGCUUGGCAAUAAUCUAGAGGCUCAUGUAUUUAAUUCAAAGUCGGGGGCUUGUGCUGCAUUCCUUUCCAACUACGACCCUAAAUCUUCAGUGAAAGUGACCUUUCAAAAUAUGCAAUACAACCUGCCUCCUUGGUCCAUCAGCAUUCUCCCCGACUGCAAGAAUGUAGUUUUCAAUACUGCAAGAAUUAGCUCCCAAAGCUCGCUGAUGAAGAUGAUUCCUGUAAGUAGUGGAUCGUUCCCUUGGCAGUCAUACAGUGAAGAAACUCCCUCUUCUGAUCAAAGUGAUACUCUUGCAAUGGAUGGGUUGUGGGAGCAACUAAACGUCACCAAAGAUGUCUCAGACUAUUUGUGGUACCUGACAGAAGUCAACAUAGCAUCUGAUGAAGGAUUUUUAAAGAAUGGAGAAAACCUAGUUCUCACUGUUAUGUCAGCUGGUCAUGCCUUGAGUGUCUUCAUCAAUGGUCAAUUAUCAGGAACUGUAUAUGGGGGAUUGGAGAAUCCAAAAUUGACGUAUAGUGACAGUGUGAAGUUAAGAGCUGGCAUUAACAAGAUUUCCUUACUCAGCAUUGCAGUCGGUCUUCCGAAUGUUGGCUUGCAUUUUGAAACAUGGAAUGCGGGGGUUCUUGGUCCAGUUAGCUUGAAGGGUCUCAAUGAGGGGACAAGAGACUUGACUAGACAUAAAUGGUCUUACAAGGUCGGUUUAAAAGGUGAAGCCUUAAGUCUCCACACAAUCAGUGGAAGUUCUUCGGUUGAGUGGGUAGAAGGUUCAUUGGUGGCUCAAAACCAGCCUCUGACCUGGUACAAGACUUCUUUUAAUGCUCCAAGAGGAGAUGAUCCAUUAGCUUUAGAUAUGAGUAGCAUGGGAAAAGGUCAAAUAUGGAUAAAUGGUAAAGGCAUAGGACGCCACUGGCCUGGAUAUAUAGCACAUGGUAGCUGUAGUGACUGUUGGUAUGCUGGAACAUACGAUGAGAAGAAAUGCCAAAGUAACUGUGGAGAGCCUUCUCAAAGAUGGUAUCAUGUUCCACGCUCGUGGCUGAAGCCUGGUGGCAACCUAUUGGUUGUGUUUGAGGAAUGGGGCGGCAACCCAACUCAGAUUUCUUUGGUUAGAAGAACAACAGAAAGAGUCUGUGUUGAUAUUUUCGAAGAGCAACCUACACCACAGAAUUGGAAUAUGUUAUCCUCUAGGAAAGUUAAUAGUCGUCAACCUAAAGCCCAUCUGUGGUGUGCACCAGGGCAGAAAAUCUCGAAAAUACAGUUUGCUAGUUAUGGAAUGCCUCAGGGAACAUAUGGAAGCUUCAAAGAGGGAAGUUGUCAUGCUCACAAGUCAUACGUCGCAGUUGAAAAGGUAUGACAAGUACUCUGCAUGGUCAGUAACAAUUAGAACUCUUGCUACAAUUACUGAAUUGAACCUCGGCUAAUUAUUUUGUCCUGCUUUGGAUCAAUUGUUAUUGCCUUCAAAUUUCUUGAUUUAAUUUACUUGUUUUAUUCAGUUCAAAAAAAUCAUUUGUUUUAUCCAUAACUUGUAUCUCGGAUGAUGACGAGAUUCUGCUGCAGAAUUGCAUAGGGAAGCAAGCUUGUUUAGUGACUGUGGCUCCUGAAUUUUUUGGAGGAGAUCCAUGUCCAGAUACCUCAAAGAAACUGUCGGUCGAAGCUGUUUGUAGCUGAACUCUAGCACAAUUGUGUUAAUAAAAUAGAUGAAGUUCAAGAUGUAUUCAUAUACAAGCUUACAUAUACAAAGUUACACAGGCCAUUAGUUUGAUUUUUGGGAGUCCAUUUGUACAGUAGUAUUACACACCUUUUGGCCAUACCAAAAUCUCUAACGGUGAAUGCAAAUAAGCUUCAUGUGUAUAAAUAAUCGUGUAUAUUAGCCUCUUUAUGCUACUCAACGAUUAAGAGAGCUUGCUACGGUUACAUGCAAAGGUUUCCAUCCCUAGAAGUUCUUGGAUAAAGCAUACAGCUUGCAUAGGAAUAAAUUUUCUUCUGUAACCAUACAUCUAUGAGAAAGCAAUCUUGUUACUCCUAUACUUGAAAUAACACAGCCUGGACAAUAAGUAAUUGGAUUCUUAUGGUCUACACUAGCA